CGUUUGCCUAUUGACCCCUGAAGCGAUACAGGAUCUGUACAGAGAUCUAUUCUGAGGGGCGGAUACUGCUUCUCCAUUACAUUUAUUUGCUCUGCUGACACUUUUUGUUCAAAGGUAAUUAUCGUUUUUACCACUUUACAUCCAUCUAGAAGUAAUCCACUUAGGAACCUCGCUGAUAUGCGCAGCAACAGGUCCUGACGUCACAUCUAGCGUGGCUAAGCAAACAGCUGACCGCUUAUGCCCUUAACCAAUACGAACUCUAUUUAUUAUGUAUAGGAGUGUAAGAAUAAUACGUGUGAAAUCAAGGAGCUGAAUAUAGGGGGAGAGGUUACAGGAGUGGGGUUAAUAGUGGAUUGAGUUACUGCAUCAGUUAUAUUUUAACGCGACCUCAUGUAUUGAACAUCCCAGGUAUGAAUUAGGGCCUCGUCGGCAACCUGGUUCAGUUAGUUAUUCGCUUUUUUUGCGUUUCUCAAAGAUGUUUCUUUGAAUAGUCAUAGAUCCUACGAGAGAGCUUCAAGUAACAAUAUAUAAGAAGUAUUUUGAAGUAGUUAAAUGUCAAACCAGAAUCCGAUGGAUUUGACUCACUACACGUAGUAAAUAUAGGCAUUUACCAUGGGACCAAUCCAACCAGCCAAGUUCUAAUUGAAUUAGCGCUAAAGGCUUCCUAAUUACCGACAGAGGGAGCAGAGGGACCGGGGAGGGACGCUGGUGGGUGUCACUAUGGAGCCUGAUCUUCCUGCCCGCUCUCAUUCACCGUCCGCUGAACAGCAGCGCUCCCCUGUAUUAUGUGCGUCCAUCGCAGCCCCGCGACUCCCAUUCAUCACCAUCUUCCUCCGUGUUCACGAGAGCCGACAUGCGCGCAGCUUACAAAGGUGACCGUCGCUUCACUGUUCGCGGUGCCUGAGAGUAGAAAGCUACGAUCGCUAAGAAGAGCGACGGUAUUUCCAGCUCGCAGCAACUGAGAAACGGCGAGAGCCUAGCGACGAGCCGGGGGCAGACGGAUAAUCAAGGACCUCUUCACCGCUUCUGGCUGCCGUGAAGGGGCAAGCUGUGGGUCAUGCGGGGUAAGGGGGUCCCGGAGCGUAGCAGCCGGAAUGACUCAGGGUCCCCCCACGGUGGUCCUGCUCCUGUUCCUGCUCUGGGGAAGCGCUCUGGCCAAAAUUCAUCUCUGGCCCUCCGCGUACGUUGCUCUGAGCAAUGAGAGUGUUUUCUUAGAUUUUACCUGCAAUCACAACGCAACCACAGAUCGGACUAUGACCUUGUCUCUGGUGGACAUGGAUACAAACCUCACCGUGGCCUCGCAGACUUUGAGCGGCAGCCAGCAAAAGGGAGCCCUCGAGCUAAGUUGCACUUUUUUCCGCUAUGCUGGAAGUUUUAGGUUCAAAUUAAAUGGCGAUGGCAUCUGUGACGGAGACAACGCCACCCAGUGGUGGAGCCAGGUACUGCACAUCCAAUGGCCUACUUUCCAUAUUUCUGUGGAGAGGACCAGCAACCAGACCUCAAGUUCAUUCCAGAUCAGCAUCUCUACAAAUGAGCACUUCCAGCCUUGUUUUAACUUCAGCACUUCAUCGCUUUAUUUGGAGAUCACGUACCUGGAGUACAACCAAAUAAGAAGGAAUAGCAUUGAUAAGGUCCAGGCCCGGAUCCAGCGAGACGUUAAGGUCACAAGAUCACAGCGGGUUGAACUGGAGUGUGUCUUUCCCUUUACUGAGAGGGACUACAUCACAGUAGCUCUAAAGUCCCGUGUCUCCCAGCGAGACAUCAUGAUGUCAGGGCCCCUCUACCUGUCACGCAUCUUCUCCUACGCGUUACUGGUGGACAAUGCGCAUGUGGCCGGGUGCGAGGGCGCGGUGGCCGUGCGACUCCUGCCCCCGCCCUGCGCCUUCACCGGUGGGAAAGUGGUCCUCUCCCGGGACGGAGGCCAGGAGGCCGCCCACAGGUGGCUCACCCAGGGUGAGAAUGAAACCGAGUUCAACUGCUCAGCCUUUGACCCGGGAAGACAUAGAUACUGCUUUGAUUUCGUCCUCAACUUCAGUUCUCGGAGUCUGGCGCAGACAUGCAUCGUUGUGCAGCGGAAUGCAGACACAUGGGGACCGUGGCAGGCGUGGAGUCGCUGCAGCGUGAGCUGCGGGGAGGGCACGCGGGAGCGCUUUCGCGAGUGUCUGCUGCCUCCUGCUGGUGGGUCUGGGUGCAGCAAGCUGGUGAGGGAGCAGUCUCACUGCUCCUUGGAGGACUGUGCAAUGCCCGCCCCUUCCGUGUCGUCCCCCCCUCCCGUCGACACUUCACUGGGGAGCAACCUGGUAGCUGUGGUGGGCAUCUCCCUGUGCCUGGUGGUGAUCGUGGUGACGGUGCUGGUGACCGUGUGGCGGAAGGCGUGCCACGCCCCCAAGUGCACCUCAGUGCGGCGCGGCUCUCUGCACUCGCCCGGCGGCCGCAAAAACUCGGACGAGGCCUCCAUCUGCGGCCACAGCCUGCAACGGCCCAGCUUCUCGGAGAGCCUGCAGGCCACGCCGGGUUGCCAGCCGCCACAGACCCUCCCCCAGCCCCUCCAGGAUAAAGAGAGGGUGUCCCCGACUGGUCAGAAGAUUGUCCCGCCCAUUUUUGGGUACCGGCUGGCUCAACAGCAGCUGAAGGAGAUGAAGAAGAAGGGUCUGAGAGAGGCCACUCAAGUCUACCACGUGUCCCAGAGCCCCAUCGACGACACCAUGCUAGAGACCACCGCUUCCACCUCUGCUCCCUUGACUCCAGUGUUCCCAGACUCAGACAGCCAAGAGGAGGCCAACCUCGGCCAAUUUCGCAUCAAAUCCCCUUUCUCAGAGCAGCCCAAAGUGGGCAAAAGUUCAUCGGCCACCCUCCCGGACCGGCUCAGCCCAAAAGGGGACCCAGCGUCUCGGGCCUGGCGGAACGAGCGUGUGGCGGAUUGGGUGGAGAUGGUGGAGCGCAUGGGAGCUGGUCACCCGAGGAACGCCAGUUUCAAGAGGACGUCCAGCUUCCAUGACGCCAAACCCCAGCAGCUGCUGCGGCCCUUCAGGGAGAGGAGCAUGACCCAGGUGACCCCACGGCAAGCCAGGGAGGCCAGCAGCAGGGCCGGGACGUGGGAUCCAUAUCGUAACCCCGAGCGGGAUGACUGGGGUCGCCCCAGACCCAGCCCGACUGAAGGCAUGGCGGAUGACAGGUGUCGGGGGUGGUCAGACAGGGCUACCGGUCACCAGGAACUGAGCCGUGUAGCCAUACCGGCAGCUGGGCCUGGAGCAGAGAUCGCUGGUAAAUUAGACCGGCAAGAAUCCGAGAGAGUGGAGAGGGCUGAGCUGAACUGGAGCAGGAGGGGCCCCUCGCCCAUCCAGAGGAACAUCCUGGCCCGCAAGCUGAAGGAAGCCAACUCCUUAGCCGCAUGCCAGCGGCAGCGUGUCGCUUCCGGCUGCCAGACCGACCUCCGGCGGGACAAGUGCCAGAGCCUGCCGGCAGCCUCCAGCCACGCCGGCUUCCACCGAUCCCACUACGGCCUGACGGAGUCCGAGCAGCGCAUGAUGGACCUGUCUGGCUACCUGGGGGAGGAGGACGCUGUGGAGGUGGUGGAGAUCCACAGACUUACGCUAUCCAUGAACAGCAAGGGCCGGACCUUCAUGGAGGUGUGGCGGAGGGAGUUCCAGAGCCCCCGCCACGUUCCUGAGCUGCCACGCCCCGAUGAGGAGGCUGCUCUGCAGGCUGCCGAUGCUGCUCCUGAGCUCCAGCAGCUCCCGACGGCAUUCUUCCUCUGGCUUAAAAAAAAAACCGCUACGUCUGCAGGGCAGCCGAGGAAUUACUCUGGAGAAGAGUUACAAAAAUACCUCUGUCAACCUUUGAACCUCAUUCUCCCGUCCUCCAUCAGAGUCACAAGACAAAGCCGACUGAAGUACGGGGACAACACUAGUAGGAAAGUUGUAUCGUACACAUUUGGAAAUGAACAGGCGGUAAUCGAACAAGCUGGGAAAAACACAUACAAAGCGAAAAAACAGCGACCAGAGCAAUCUACUCCCCUCCACUGGUUUCUCUUUCUUGUGCAAAUGUCGUCAGUGCUGUUCAACCCCGGGGCAGGCCCCAAAGUUAAUGGAGUUGACAGCAAUGGGAAAGAAGAGGCCAGUGUUAGUAUUGAUGACGGAAAGGAGGAAAGCGAUGAUCCUGAUACAAUGCACCAUCAUAUCCGAAAGAAGAUUGCUCCAUUUGUGAUGUCUUUUGGCUUCCGGGUGUUUGGGUUGGUGCUCAUCCUGGUGGACAUCACCCUGGUCAUCGUAGACCUCGCAAUGACGGAACGCUUGUCCCACGUGCAUGACACUCUAGAGGCGGUGUCUCUGGCCAUCUCGCUCUUCUUCCUGGUGGAUGUGAUACUUCGAGUCUAUGUGGAAGGGUUCAAAGUGUACUUCAGCUCCAAGUUAAACAUUGCAGAUGCCUGUAUUGUGGUCGUCACCCUCAUCAUCACCAUGGUCUACAGCUUCAGUGAUCUGUCUGGGGCCAAACUCAUUCCCAGGGUGGUAAGCUUCUUCAGGGCCUUGAGGAUCAUCAUCUUGGUUCGCAUCUUCAGACUGGCCUCCCAGAAGAAGGAGCUGGAGAAGGUCACCAGGAGAAUGGUGUCAGAAAACAAAAGACGCUACCAGAAGGAUGGGUUUGAUCUGGACCUGACUUAUGUCACAGACCGCAUCAUUGCCAUGUCAUUCCCGUCGUCGGGGAAACAGUCUUUCUACAGGAACCCCAUCAGAGAGGUGGCAAGAUUCUUGGAUACCAAACAUGAGGAUCAUUAUAAAGUGUAUAAUCUCUGUAGCGAGAAGGGCUACGACCCCCAGUUCUUCCAUUACAGAGUGGAGCGAGUGUUUAUCGACGACCACAAUGUUCCCUCUCUGGAGGCCAUGCUGAAGUACACAGCCAGCGUGAGAGAGUGGAUGGCCGCCGAUCCCAGGAACAUUAUCGCCAUCCACUGUAAAGGAGGAAAGGGACGUACUGGGACUAUGAUCUGCACUUGGCUGAUUGACAGUGACCAGUUUGAAAGUGCUCAGGACAGUUUAGAUUAUUUUGGAGAGAGGAGGACAGACCAAAGCAAGAGCUCUAAGUUUCAGGGAGUGGAGACGCCAUCACAGAGCAGGUAUGUGGGAUACUAUGAGAUUAUGAAAAAUAAAUACAACCGGCAGCUGCCCCCAGAGAAGAGUCUGAAAAUAAAGAGCAUUCGGAUUCAUUCUAUAGCAGGUGUGGGCAGAGGAAACGGCACUGAUCUGAAGGUGAAGAUCAUAGUGCGGAAGGAGACCGUGUUUCAGUGUGCCUGCGAUAAGCAGGAUAAAUGCACGCUGUUCCCUGAUGCUGGAAAUAAUGCAGUGGUGGUCAGUUUACAAGAUGGACCGGUCGUGAGUGGGGAUGUCAAGGUCAUGUUUGAAUCCAGUGCAGGUCUUCCUAAAGGGUAUGAGAACUGUCCCUUUUAUUUCUGGUUUAAUACCUCGUUUGUGGAACAAAACAGGUUGUAUUUGUCCAGGGAGGAACUGGACAAUCCACACAAACCGAAGACCUGGGACAUCUACAAGGAGGACUUUGGUAUAACUUUGUCCUUCAGUGAUGUGUGAGCACAUUGUUGCAGGUGCCAUUUCUGGGAAUUCUAAAA
Molecule: messenger RNA, 5620 nt
Organism: Paramormyrops kingsleyae
Lineage: Eukaryota; Metazoa; Chordata; Actinopteri; Osteoglossiformes; Mormyridae
Source: RefSeq, a predicted model, not a curated record